This is a messenger RNA of Paramisgurnus dabryanus, 2536 nucleotides long. RefSeq names its product ST8 alpha-N-acetyl-neuraminide alpha-2,8-sialyltransferase 2 (gene st8sia2). The record is from RefSeq and is a predicted model, not a curated record. Gene Ontology annotation, biological process: oligosaccharide metabolic process; N-glycan processing. Gene Ontology annotation, molecular function: alpha-N-acetylneuraminate alpha-2,8-sialyltransferase activity. Lineage: Eukaryota; Metazoa; Chordata; Actinopteri; Cypriniformes; Cobitidae.
CGUCCAUAUGUGAGUUGAUGCUGGUCAAACUUUCAAAGCCUUCAGUUUUCUCAGCGGUAUCAGCUGGAGAGCAAGCGAAAGAAAGGACGCCUGUAUCACUGAGCUACUUUUAAAAGGUGGAUGAAAGAAACUGAUGGACGUGAAAUGUAAUAAACAACUGGUUACCCUGCACGGACAGUCAGAAUGGUCGAGCUUUACAGAUAAUAGAGAGAAAAUCACACGUGUUUCCCUGCGUAAGGAUCCGGUGUGAGACAACAGAUUUGUAUUGCGCGUUACACUUCAGCGUGUUUGGAGACGCUUUCAUCGGUCAAGUCAUGUCCAUUGAAUUUCGGAUAUUGAUGUUCGGGAUCGGGACUGCCCUGGUUAUAUUUGUUAUCAUAGCAGAUAUGUCGGAAGUGGAAGAAGAAAUCGCGAGCAUUGAGGAUUCACAAAAAUUCCACUUUAAAAGUUUUGUCCUUCAGCCUAACAGAACUUCAAGUCUAAAUGCUGCCCCUACUUCACUAGUCAGCAACAGAAAAGACACAGUUUCACUGCCACAUAUAGAAAGCAAAAACAACAACCUCUCGUCAUCCGAAUGGACUUUCAACAGAACCUUGUCCAACCUCAUCAGGAAAAACAUCUUGAGGUUCUUGGAUGCCGAGAGGGACAUCUCAAUUCUAAAGAGCACCUUUAAACCUGGGGAUGUCAUUCAUUAUAUAUUUGACCGCCAGAGCACCACAAACAUAUCUGAGAACCUGUAUCACCUCUUGCCGACAACAUCCCCCAUGAAGAACCAGCAUCACAAACAAUGUGCCAUCGUGGGGAAUUCUGGGAUAUUACUAAACAGCAGCUGUGGUCCAGAGAUUGAUUCACAUGACUUUGUCAUUAGGUGUAACUUGGCUCCAGUGGAGGAGUAUGCAGCGGAUGUGGGCCUGCGGACCAGUCUAGUGACUAUGAAUCCUUCUGUGGUGCAGCGUGCCUUCCAGGACCUGAACAGUGAGGAGUGGGUCGAGCGUUUCGUUCACAGACUCCAGAGCCUUAGUGGAAGUGUCCUGUGGAUCCCUGCCUUCAUGGCCAAAGGUGGAGAGGAGAGAGUGGAGUGGGCCAUCCGUCUCAUUCUUCUUCAUACUGUGAACGUCCGCACCGCCUUUCCUUCCCUGCGUCUGCUGCAUGCCGUCCGAGGGUACUGGUUGACCAAUCAUGUCCAGAUCAAGAGGCCGACCACCGGACUACUAAUGUACACAUUGGCUACACGCUUUUGUGAUGAGAUCCACCUAUAUGGCUUUUGGCCCUUUGCUAAUGAUCCUGAUGGGAAACCAGUUAAGUAUCACUAUUACGACACGUUAACUUACAGGUACACUUCAAGUGCCAGUCCCCAUACGAUGCCUCUGGAAUUCAGGACUUUAAGUGCUCUUCACAGACAGGGGGCGCUGCGACUGCACACCGGACCAUGCAAACCUCCAACGUGAGCUUUGCUUUUACAACAUUAGAUGGUACUCCUGUCUUGGUGUUGUGGUAAAAUGAUCAUGUCACACACUGGAUAAAGCUGAGAACCUGUGGAUCUUAAUGUGACAAAAAGAGCUGUGAAAAUUUUCGAUUACCUGAAUAUUUCAGGUGAUUCUCUGGAUUCUUAUGACCAAACGUGACUUUGCAAUAUUUGGGCUGAAAGGGGAAUUUUUCAUAUAUAUAUUUUUUAAGUGUUUAACCUUGGUGGGCCAUUUUUGUCUCCAAAGUUUUAUUGCUUUUCCUCUAUCUGCUCUUAUUUUUCAUCACCUAUAAACUUUUUCAGCUUCUUUAACUUCUUAUUGUGAUACAUUAAAUGUCUCAUGGAUAUGUUUUAACCAUAAGAUGGAAGCAUAUCUUUGAGAGCCUUAGACUUUUGCUGUAAUUUUGUGUAUAAAAAGUCUGCAUUGAAUGUCAUUUUUUGUUGCCUUUAAAGUCUACGUGUCUGUUAAGCCUAUAGACACCAUGACUGAAUGUAUGACAGUCAUGUAAUUUUUUUUUAAGCCGUUUUAUGUAUUUGACUUUUUUGAACUGCAUUUUUUUUCACUAUGACAAUAAUGUAGUGCCUCAAGUAGGAAAAUAAAUGUUAUGCUGCAUCAGUACUCACUUGAUAAAGUUGCCUUAGAAAGAGUUGUAGUAAGUAAUGUUAAGUAGUGACAAUAAGCAGCUGUAAAAUGUACUCCGUUUCCAAGUCGUCUUAUUUGCUAAAGCUCUGAAAUGUGCGGCAGUGCUUGUAAUACAAGUGGAACAACCCUUGAGGUGUUUGCAUAGUCAGGCGGCUAUCACAGUGAAUAGAGACGCAUACUGAAUGCUAACUGUGGAGAUAAUGUAGCCAAAUCCAGGACGUACCCAGCUGUUCACACACUAGUGUGUACCCAAGGAUAGUCAGCUAUAAACUAGGAACGUUGACUAUGUAAACUUUAGUAUUUGUUAAACAGACACAUUUUUUUGGAUUACCAAAUGAGUUUUUGGGGGGUGCUUUUUGGGGAUUUCCUUUGUAUGUGAAAUGUUUAAGUGAAUGUAUUUGUGAUAAGUUAUUAUAAGUAAAGAACAA